This is a messenger RNA of Plasmodium berghei ANKA, 3471 nucleotides long. RefSeq names its product RNA-binding protein, putative. The record is from RefSeq and is a predicted model, not a curated record. The coding region runs from base 1 to 3471 and encodes 1156 amino acids. The transcript has 2 exons. Gene Ontology annotation, cellular component: ribonucleoprotein complex. Lineage: Eukaryota; Apicomplexa; Aconoidasida; Haemosporida; Plasmodiidae. Gene Ontology annotation, molecular function: RNA binding.
AUGAGAAUAGUUCAUCUUUUUGUAUUUAUAUCUAUGCUUUUAUUUGAAUGCAAGAAACAAAAAAUAAAGUCAUACAAGAUUGGGAAAAGUGUAAAAAGUUAUAAUUGUCUAAGCUUUAGUAAAAAUGAUGAUGUUUUAUCAAAGAAAAAUGUGGUGGGUGAUCAUAAAUUAACAAAAAUAGAAAAUAUUUUUAAUAAAAAAGGAAGAUAUUCCUUUAGUCCGAUUAAAAGGAAUAGUAUUAAAGAUAUCAAAAGAAAAAUAAGAUAUAGCAAUAAAAAUAUAAAAUUAAAAAACAAUAAAUUUUUUCGAAAAAAAGAAAUCCAUAAAUCAUUAAUUGAUAAUAUAAAUAAAGAAGUCUUAUCUGAAAAUAUAGCAUCAUUAGGUGGAAAUAAUUUAAAUGAAAAUGAAAACAAUCAAAAUAUAUUACCAUUACCUUUGACAAAUGUCGAAGAACAAGGAUAUAAUUGUUUGCUGUUAUGCAAAGGUUUACCUUUUCAUGUAAAUGAUGAUGAAAUAAUAAAAUUUUUUAGCCCAUAUAAAAUAAUGAAUAAAUAUAUUAUAUAUAUUAAAGACAAAAAUGGGAAUUUUUUUGGAGAUAUAUUAGUAAGAUUUCAGAAUAAAGAGCAAAAACAGUUAGCUCUAAAAAAUAAAAAUUUUAAAUUUUUAUUACAUAGGUACAUACAAAUAUAUAAUGUAAAUGAAGAACAUUAUGAAGAAUAUUAUAAUAUUGGAUAUAAAAAUCCACCGUCUUAUAAAAAUUAUGUUCCGAUAAAGAAUGUAAUAGUACCGAACUAUUUAGAUAAAUAUAAUAAUAUUGAAGAUGAGUUUGCAACAACUUUAUCCAACAACAAUAUGUUGAAUACAAAUAAUAUGAAUGAUAGUAGUUAUGAAUAUAAUGAUGAAGAUACAAUGUGGAUUAAAGAGCAUAUCAAUAAAAAGGGAAUAUUAUUAGAAAACUUAUAUACUGGUAAAAAACUUAUAGGGAAAAUAACAUCUGUUCAUCCUUAUGGUGUUUUUAUCGACUGUGAUGUUUAUGUAAAAAUUUCAAAAAAUAAAUUUAUAAAAAUAUUAGCACUUUUGCAUAAAAAUAAAUUAACUAUAAAUAUAGGAUUACCAUCUGAUUCGUUAGAGGAACAAGAACAAAAAGAAUUAAUUUUAGAAAAAAAUAUGAACAUAAUUGUAUAUGUUGAUAAAAUUAUAAAAAAAAAAUAUGAUAUUCAUGAUGCAAAAGAAAAUAAUCUAAUUUUUUUUAACCUCACUUUGGAUUCUUCUAUAACUGAAGAAAAAAUUAAAUGGUUUCAAAAAAAUAAGUUGAAAAAAGAUAUGCUGUUAAAGAAUAAUACAAAAAAUGAAAUCACGCCGUUUGAUCAGGUUUCAAGAAGUAAUUUCAAAGAAACGAGUCUUUUACACAAAAAUAAUAAGCCUAUGAACAGAUCAAAUAGGCUUUUUUUUAUAAAUAAUAUAUAUGAUAAAUAUGAUUAUUUUAUCAAUCUAAAGAAUAGAAAUAAAAGAAAGACAGAAAAAGAUGUCAUACAUAAUAGCGAAAAUGAAGAAGUAUCACAAGAUACCAAAAAUUUUAAACAAACAAAUGAUAAACGCAAUAAAAAAGGUGGGAAAAAAAUAAAAAUGAAGAAAAAUAAAUUACCUGGCAAUGAAAUAUUUGAUGAUGAAAAAGACGAAUUUAAUGAUAUUUUCAACUUUCAAAAUGAUGAAAUAGAUAUAUCAGAAGAACAAAAUGAAAAUUCGAAAAUAGAAUUAUCUGAGCAAGAUGAAAAUAACAUGAUUGAAUCUGUAAAUACUAAAAUUAAAAAAAAAGGAAUAAAUAAUUAUAAUGAAGAAAUGGAUGAGAUCUUAAAAAGUAUAUUUUCGAAUAAUAAAAAUGAUGGAGAUAUUAAAAUAAAAGGAAAAAAUAAAUUAAAUAAAAAUUAUGACGAAAAAAAAAAAGAAAAUUCCCAGAAAAUAAACCAUAUCAAAAAUGAAGAUGAAGUAAGGGAAAAUGUAAAAAUCUCAAAUUUAGAAAAAAUAAACGAACGAGCACAAUGGACUAAUGAUAUAAGAAAAGAGGAAUCUAUAUUUUAUUCAAAAAUGUUUGGAUUAAAAACAGAUAUUAACGAUUUUUAUUCCCCAAAUGAUUUAAACCAUGAUCAGAGUGAAAAUAAAAUGAAGAACCCUGACGAUGCCGAAAGCUACUCUAAUAUAGUGGAAAAUAAGAAAGAUGAUUAUGCUAAGUAUAAUGAAAAUGAAGAAAAUAAAAUAGUAUCGAAUAAAAAUGAGAAAAAUAAUGAAGAUUGUAUAAAAAACGAAACUAGUGAUAUAUGUAUCAAUAAAGACAUACAUAUUAACACCAAGUUAAAUAAAAAAAAUGAUAAUUUUCUAAACAUACUCGAAAAUAAUAAUGAUGAAAUACUAGACUUUUCAAAUUUAUCAAAAUUGUCUAUAGAAGAAUUAAAAAAUAAUAUAUAUAAAAAAAGUUAUUUAUUACCAAUAGACGUAUCAAAAGAUAGUUUAAGAAAUAGAUUAAUAGAAAUAUGCGUAUGUGAAAAGAAAAAAAUAAAAUUUGAUAAUUUUCCAUAUAUUAGAUAUUAUUUAUUUGAUUUUUAUCUAUCCACUGAAGAGAUUAAAUUAAUAAUUUUAUGUAAUAAAAAAUUUUUAAAUAAAAAAAAUAUUAAUAAAAUAUUUUUAGAUACCUUAAAAAUUAAUGAAUUAAAAUAUUUAUUACACCAAUCAAUGGAAAAUUUUCGAUUAUGGGAGCCAAAGGAUUCUGUAAAAAAAAAAAUACUAAAUUUAAAUAAAGACUUAUUGUUAAAGCAAGAUUUGACAAAUAUAGAAGAUAUACAACAUGAUAAUUUAAUCAUUUUAUGGAAUGAUUUUAAAAAUUACAUGUUAAAUUGUGUUUAUGUUCCUGAUGAUGGAAAUUACAACAUCCUUGAAUUAGAAAAUGCGGAUUUUCAAGAUUCAGAAAAUCCAUUCGAUAAAUAUCAUACUAAUAAUAAUAACACAAAUCCAAAUAAAUAUAUAAAUAUAUAUAUUAGUCGAAUGAGAAGAAUCGAAACAGAAGGUUUUCUUCUAAAUAAUGAUAUACCCUUUUGUGGAACUUUAGAAAAAGAAAAAAAUAUUGAUGAAAAUAAAAAUAAAUACAAUAAUUUAGACCCAUUUAAAAAUGCAUUCAUGGCAUUAGAAAAACAAUUGCAAAGUGAAGAAGAUUAUGAUUUACCUGAUAAAAUAGAUUUUAAAGAAGCAAUGAAAAUUUUAAAUGAUAAAUCACAUCUAAAAAAAUUAAAACGAUCUUUUAAUAAUGAAAGUGAAAAAGACGAUCAAAAUUAUAUCCAAAAAAUUAUUCAGCACAUCCUUAAAAAUAAACAAUAUUUUGAUUAUUAUAUAGAUGAAGAUCUUCUGAAAAAAAUGCCUUAUGAUGAAUUAAUUAUAAUGCUGGAUAAAUUGCCUGCUAAUAUUCUAGAAGAUUUAUUAUAA